This is a messenger RNA of Suncus etruscus (white-toothed pygmy shrew), 948 nucleotides long. Its product is annotated as putative olfactory receptor 3A4. Gene Ontology annotation, cellular component: membrane. Lineage: Eukaryota; Metazoa; Chordata; Mammalia; Eulipotyphla; Soricidae. Gene Ontology annotation, molecular function: olfactory receptor activity; G protein-coupled receptor activity. The coding region runs from base 1 to 948 and encodes 315 amino acids. The record is from RefSeq and is a predicted model, not a curated record. Gene Ontology annotation, biological process: G protein-coupled receptor signaling pathway. The transcript has a single exon.
AUGGAUCUGGGAACCUCUGGAAAUAAUUCUGUUGUCACUGAAUUUGUCCUGCUGGGCCUAACAGAGAAUCCAGCAUUACGGCCCAUCCUCUUUGUCAUAUUCCUUCUUGUUUAUAUAGCUACUGUUGGUGGCAAUUUUAGCAUCCUGGCUGCCAUUCUCACUGAUCCCAAACUCCAUACCCCCAUGUACUUCUUCCUGGGAAACCUGUCCCUGUUGGAUGUUGGGUGCAUCACUGUCACUGUGCCUGCCAUGCUGAAGCAUUUAAUUUCCAAUAACAGACGCAUUUCCUAUACAGCCUGCCUCUCACAGCUCUUCUUCUUCCACCUCUUGGCUGGUGUAGACUGCUUCCUGUUGACUGUCAUGGCCUAUGACCGCUAUCUGGCCAUCUGUCAGCCUCUCACUUACAGUACCCGCAUGAGCUGGGGGAUCCAGAGAGUCCUGGCCAGCAUGUCAUGUGUCUUUUCCUUCACCAAUGCACUGACCCAUACCGUUGCCAUCUCUACUCUUAAAUUCUGUGGGCCCAAUGUGAUCAAUCAUUUCUACUGUGACCUCCCACAGCUCUUUCAGCUCUCUUGCUCCAGCAUCCAACUCAAUGAACAGUUGCUUUUUAUAGCAGGGCCCUUCAUGGGUAUUUCACCACUGCUCCUCAUCACUGUGUCCUAUGCCCAUGUAGUGGCUGCAGUCCUGAGAAUACGCUCUGCUGAGGGCAGGAAGAAAGCCUUCUCUACUUGUGGCUCCCACCUCACUGUGGUGGGCAUCUUCUAUGGGACAGGUGUCUUCAGUUAUAUGAGACUGGGCUCAGCGGAGGCUUCAGACAAGGAUAAAGGAAUUGGCAUUCUCAACACCAUCAUCAGCCCCCUGCUGAACCCACUUAUCUACAGCCUUCGGAACCCUGAUGUGCAAAGUGCUCUUCGGCAGGUACUCACAGGAAAAAGACUUCCUAAGUGA